This is a messenger RNA of Clupea harengus (Atlantic herring), 2763 nucleotides long. RefSeq names its product pinin, desmosome associated protein (gene pnn). Gene Ontology annotation, cellular component: catalytic step 2 spliceosome. NCBI's taxonomy places the organism in Eukaryota, Metazoa, Chordata, Actinopteri, Clupeiformes, Clupeidae. The record is from RefSeq and is a predicted model, not a curated record.
GAGUUAUAGCUUGUCCAUGCUCACCCAGAGAUGCUUUGCGCCGACUCCAUUGAUGUGUGCUUGUUGUGACUAAGAUGGCGGUGGCUGUGAGAUCUUUGCAAGAUCAGCUUGAGCAGGCUAAAGAAAGUUUGAAAAAUGUUGACGAAAAUAUCCGGAAAUUAACGGGCAGGGACCCAAAUGAGCUUAGACCUGGCCAAGCCAGACGGUUGACCAUCCCAGGCCCUGGUGGAGGUAGGGGGCGAGGAAUCAACUUGCUGAGGCGUGGAAUCUCUGACACUGGUGUAGGACCUCCAGCUAAACAAAGGGAUAUUGAAGGAGCACUUCUGCGACUGGCUGGAGAUCAGAGAGCGAUGCGAGAUUCACGCCAUGACAGCGACGCUGAGGAUGAUGACGAUGUCAAGAAACCGGCGUUGCAGUCAUCCGUUGUUGCUACCUCCAAGGAGCGUACGCGUCGAGAUCUUAUUCAGGAUCAGACAAUGGAUGAACGGGGAAAACAAAGAAAUCGACGCAUGUUUGGCCUGUUGAUGGGAACAUUACAGAAAUUUAAACAAGAAUCUACAGUGGCUAGUGACAGGCAAAAAAGACGCCUGGAGAUUGAGCAGAAAUUGGAAGUGCAAGCUGAGCAAGAGCGUAAGAAAGUGGAUGGUGAGAGAAGAGAGCUCUUUGAAGAGAGACGGGCAAAACAGACUGAGCUGAGGCUUCUGGAGCAGAAAGUGGAACUUGCCCAUUUGCAAGAGGAGUGGAAUGCACACAAUGCAAAAAUAGUCAAGUUUAUUCGCACAAAGACUAAGCCACCCAUCUUUUACUUGCCUGGCAAGAUGUGCUCAGCAACCCAGAAGCUGAUAGAUGAAUCUCAGAAAAAAAUGAAUGGCCUCUUUGAGGAGAGACGCAAGGCUUUUGCCGAGCAGCUCGACAAGAUGGAGGCUCGGCCUAGGCGCCAGCCCCAGAGGGCUGGUGACCGGGAGCAGGACGAGCGCACCCAUGAGGAAGGCGCGAAGAAAGAAGAACGAGAGGAGGGUAAGCCGGGUCAGGUAGUGAAGGUGACGGGUAACCGCCACGAUUUGGAGAUGGAGGAGGAUGAUGAGGAGGAGGAAGAUGAUGACAAGGAGGAAGAUGAGAUGGAGGAUGGGGAAGAGAAGGAGCCUAGGGGCAGGGCAGGGCGCAGGCAGGUUAGGGUGUCAGAUGAGAAGGGGCAGGGGGAAGGGAAGGGGAAAAGGGUGGAGGAUAAGGAGGAGGCGGCGGAUGAGUCUGAGGAAGAUGUAGGGGCCAGGGAAGCAGAGGAGCAGAUGGAGGUAGGUGAGGUAGAGGAGGAGAAGAAGGAGGAGGAGGAGGCCACAGGUAAGGGGGAUCAGACUAUGGUGGAGAGCCCAGAGGCUGAGGUGAUUGCUGAGGAGGUAGGUAGCCAGGGUAGGCAGGAAGAGGAGGAGAGGGAGGGUAAGGGCCCUCAGCAGGAGCCAACGACCGAGCCCCAAACCCCAGCAAACGGUACGGAAGGCCAGCCGGCUGAUGCCAAAGAGCCCAUCCCAGAACCAUCAAUCCCUGUAUUGGAAGCCACAGAUGGCACCUCAGCCCCAGUUCCCCAAACUGCAGCACUUGGUGGUACCAUUGCCGCUGCACCCCUCGACACCCUCUCCCAACCGUCUACCCAUGAGCAUUCCACUGCCCUCCCAUCUCCCGCUAAAGACGCCCCAAAAGAGGUCAGGUCAGAGGGUCAGCCGGAGACCGAUCGGGGCCGUGCCAAGGCCCGGGACAAGAAGAGCAAAAUCAGCAGCUCGUCAUCUUCGAGCGGCUCCAGCGGCUCCUCGUCCAGCGGGAGCAGCUCCUCGUCCAGCGGCUCCAGCUCCAGGAGUGGCUCAAGCGGCAGCUCCUCGAGCUCCUCCAGUUCCACCAGCAGGAGUCGCAGCCGGGCCAGGGACGGGCACAACCGGGACGGGCACAACCGGGACGGGCACAACCGUGACCGCAAGCGCCAGAGGAGGCCCUCUGACCGGGAGAGGAAGAAGGGAGGUGACCGGAGCCACAAGUCCUCCAAGAGUGGUGCCGGAAGCACCCGGGAUGGGAAAGGAUCCAAGGAUAAGUCGGACCGGAAACGGACAGGUUCGGAGGGAGACCGUUCGGGGAAGAGGCACUCGCGUAGCGAUCGUGACCACAAGUCCGACCGGAAGGAGAAAAGGCGCUGAAAAGGCGGGGUUUAAAAAAAAGGGGGGGGGGGUAUAAAAAUAUCUUUAAGUGUCAGAUGUCUUAUCUUGAGAAUACACCUAAGCUGUCAGUGAUUCAUAUGCUGGUUGUUGAGCUGCAGAGUUGAGGUGAGAUGCUGGGGGAGAGGAGGAUAGGACUGUUGAAUGAAGUCCCCACGUCUCAAAAUGUAAAAUCAAAUAUGGGCCUUUUUUUUAACCUUUAUCCACCUCCAGACUUCAGUCUAGCACCUAAUCAUUUUCCUUUUAGGAGUCGUGUGCUUUCAUCUGUAAUUUUAAAAAUUCUUUUUAAGUCUGCUUUGUGGCAGCACAUCAGUUCGACAGUUAUCUUUUUUCUUUUUUCCCUUCCUCUACCCAGUUCAUAUUGCUAAGGAACAGGCUGGGAAGUUUCUGUGCAUUUCCAACUGUGCUGCGCUACACAGGGGUACCUGUUUAUUUUUAGCGAUUUUAGGAAAUGUUGAUUCUUUACCAGAACAGGAGGGGUGAUCUUUUAUGAGGUUGGCCUCAUAAAAGGAUAGUUUUUCUUUUUGUACAAUUGACAGAAAACAAUAAAAGAGGUUAACCGAAA